AUGCUGGAAAUGGGCGCGGAUCACGCCAGGGAGAAUGGCAUCCCAAUCGACGACAUUGCCGGCUGGAAACUAGCCGAGGACAUGCUCCCGCUAUCCUUCCAGGUGCAAACAGCCAGUAAUACGGCCAAGAACUCACUACCUCGCGUUGCUGGUACCGAGGCAGUUCCCAUGGAGGACAACGAAAGGACCGUAGCCGAGCUCCAGAAGCGGAUCACUAAGAUUGUCGAGCUACUCAAGGCAGUGGAGGCAGUCAAGUUUGCCGGCAAGGAAACAGAUCAAGUUCUCAUGAAAGCCGGCCCAAAGGAACUCGAGUUUACAGCGAAGACUUAUAUCACCUGCUUUGCCCUGCUUCUAUUUUCAUAUUAA
Messenger RNA from Penicillium subrubescens, 366 nucleotides. RefSeq names its product DUF1993 domain-containing protein. Lineage: Eukaryota; Fungi; Ascomycota; Eurotiomycetes; Eurotiales; Aspergillaceae. The coding region runs from base 1 to 366 and encodes 121 amino acids. The transcript has a single exon. The record is from RefSeq and is a predicted model, not a curated record.